AUGACCAUGAGCUCGGUGGCCGAGACCCUGCUGGGCUCCGACCCCUCCAAAGCCGCGUUCCUGGAGCUCGGGCCCCCCCAGCACUACCCCCUGCACGGCCACCCCCAGCACGACCCCCCGCCCUUCUCCUCCUACGGCCGGCCCGGACACUUCCCGUACCCCGGCGGGGUCCCCCCACCGCCCCACGGGGGUCCCUACCUGCCCUACCCGCCCCCCGGCGCCCCGCACGCCCCCGCCCCCGGGGCCGGGCUGCAGGACACAGAGGCCGGGAAGCCGCCGGCCGUGUCCGAGGGGGAGCUGCGGCUGGUCGGACGGGGGAAGAAGCUGCGGAAGCCGCGCACCAUCUACUCCAGCCUGCAGCUGCAGGCGCUGAACCAGCGCUUCCAGCAGACGCGGUACCUGGCGCUGCCCGAGCGCGCCGAGCUGGCGGCACAGCUGGGGCUCACCCAGACCCAGGUGAAGAUCUGGUUCCAGAACAAGCGCUCCAAGUACAAGAAGAUCCUGAAGCAGGGCCCGGGUGCCCCCGAUGGGGAGCAGCCCCCGCACAGCGUCCCCGCCCUGUCCCCCUGCUCCCCCGGCCUCCCCCCGCUCUGGGACCUCCCCGGGCCGGGCAAGGGGUCCCCGCUGGCCCCCGGGGGCUUCAUCAACACCUUCGGGGCCUGGUACCAGCCGCACCCGCAGGACGCCGUCCCCAGGGCCCCCCUGAUGUGACACUGCCGCCGCUCCAGCACCGCCGGACCCGGAGGGACAGCGGG
Messenger RNA from Taeniopygia guttata (zebra finch), 755 nucleotides. RefSeq names its product distal-less homeobox 4 (gene DLX4). Gene Ontology annotation, molecular function: DNA-binding transcription factor activity, RNA polymerase II-specific; RNA polymerase II cis-regulatory region sequence-specific DNA binding. The record is from RefSeq and is a predicted model, not a curated record. Gene Ontology annotation, biological process: regulation of transcription by RNA polymerase II; cell differentiation; embryo development. NCBI's taxonomy places the organism in Eukaryota, Metazoa, Chordata, Aves, Passeriformes, Estrildidae.